Amoebophrya sp. A25 is the source of this 318-nucleotide messenger RNA. The record is from the annotation of a GenBank genome assembly. Lineage: Eukaryota; Dinophyceae; Syndiniales; Amoebophryaceae.
UUGAGCAGGCAAGGACUGAAGAUGAUCUUCGAGUUAGAAGGAAGUCCACGCCCAUCUCGGCAAGUAAAUCAUGUAGUGUCCGAGAACAACGCGAAGCAGAGCAUCAAGGUGAAGAUGAAAGAGAUGGUCCUACAACAGGGGAAGGAGUCAAAAGUGUCGGUCCGCGAUUGCGAUUAGAGUUGAGCGAUCUCGGAUUGACUCGUGAGAGCUCUAGCACUGUCAUUUCCCGACCUGCUUCGGCAUCCUCUAAACGGGGAUUGCGCUCGCUGGAUCACGCUGCUGCAGCCAGUGCAGGAGAGGCUUUAACGUACAACGAAG